Messenger RNA from Olea europaea var. sylvestris, 1164 nucleotides. RefSeq names its product probable copper-transporting ATPase HMA5. The transcript is spliced from 2 exons. Gene Ontology annotation, molecular function: transporter activity; ATP binding; ATP hydrolysis activity. The record is from RefSeq and is a predicted model, not a curated record. NCBI's taxonomy places the organism in Eukaryota, Viridiplantae, Streptophyta, Magnoliopsida, Lamiales, Oleaceae. Bases 31 to 963 code for a protein of 310 amino acids. Gene Ontology annotation, cellular component: membrane.
UCAAAAUAACUCCACUUUAUCCAACAAGUAAUGACUUCGAUUAUGGUUUGUAUUUUGAUUUUACAGGUAAACAGUGAACACCCAUUAGCCAAGGCGGUCGUUGAGUAUGCCAAAAAGUUUAGGCAAGACGAAGAGAACCCAGUCUGGCCUGAAGCCCAGGAAUUUGAAUCCAUAACUGGCCAUGGUGUGAAGGCCAUUGUUCGAAACAAGGAAGUUCUUGUGGGAAACAAGGGUUUAAUGCUGGCGCAAAACAUCAAUAUUCCACUUGAUGCCGAGGAAAUUCUAUCAGAAACUGAAGGGUUGGCACAUACUGGGAUUCUUGUGUCCAUCGACAGGGAGUUGGUUGGAAUUCUGGCCAUAUCUGAUCCAUUGAAGCCCGGGGCUCGUGAAGUCGUUUCCAUUCUCAAAUCGAUGAAAGUUAAGAGUAUAGUAGUCACAGGUGACAAUUGGGGAACUGCGAAUUCUAUUGCCAAGGAAGUUGGGAUAGAUACCGUCAUUGCAGAAGCUAAACCUGAGAAUAAGGCAGAGAAAGUAAAGGAACUACAGGCUGAAGGAAAUGUUGUCGCAAUGGUUGGAGAUGGAAUCAACGACUCACCGGCACUUGUAGCAGCAGACGUCGGAAUGGCAAUUGGUGCAGGCACUGACAUUGCUAUUGAGGCAGCUGACAUCGUUUUAAUGAAGAGUAAUUUGGAGGAUGUCAUAACUGCCAUAGACCUUUCCCGUAAAACCUUUUUCAGAAUCCGCCUUAACUAUCUCUGGGCAUUAGGUUACAAUAUCCUUGGCAUUCCAAUCGCUGCUGGGGCCAUUUUCCCAUCCACUGGAUUCCGACUACCUCCAUGGAUUGCCGGAGCAGCAAUGGCAGCCUCUUCAGUGAGUGUCGUUUGUUGCUCUCUUUUGUUGAAAUAUUACAAGAGACCUAAGAAGCUGGAUACUCUUGAGAUAAGAGGAAUAACUGUUGAGUGAUUUUUUAGCUUUGAUAGUGUUGAAUCAUGUAAAUAUCCGUGUGGGAUUAUUCUGCUUGGAAUAAGUUGUUGAUAGAAUCAAGCUUGGUUAUCUUCUGUGGUUUUGAACUAAAAGCAUAUUUCUUUGUAUAUUGAUUAUGCCAAAAGCUUGUGUUAAUGAUUUAUGUCCGUUUGGUAAGGUAGAUUGGAGAACAUUAGACUA